AUCUUUACAGAGAUUUUUCUUCCGCUUUGUUUACAGAUGGCGACUGUUGCUCCUCGUCGAUUUACAAAUUUCAAAUAACUUUUCUGCUUAAUCUGUUAAUGUAAGAAUUGACUGUAGUGUGAUACAAAACAAGUUUAAUAUUGGGGAUAAAAUGAAGAUUUUGUUGUAAAAUGGCAACACAUUUCAUCUGUCAAGCAACAGAACCUCUCCCUCACAGAUUUCCUUCAGCAAGGGCCCCUGAGAAAGGUCAUGGAGCUGUUUCACAGUAUGAACUAUUAAAUCUUAGUGACAAGGCACACUGUCGUUUCCCUCCCCCAGGAUGGGAUACAUCUGAGAGUUCAGAAGAUUCCUUACCCCUAUACAGAGUUCCUGCCCCAUCGUGGAAAACAGCUGCCAAUUUGAUUGGACCAGAUCCAGAUCUUUGUAUAACUCCUGAAAAAUCAUCAGCAGGAAAAUUUAAUAAUGUACAAGGUAGACAGUUAAAUGCCCCUGUGCCAACCAAAGUUAACAGAGACACUUUAAUUGACCCUGAUCUGGACUUGACCUUGACCCCAGAAAAAGCCUUAGAAACCAAUGAUAAAGAACAUAAAAGUAAUUUAAGAAAUGGGGUUUGUGAAGAUGGAAAGUUCAAGGGUCAGCAUAGGGUAAGAUUUGAAUUGGACGACUCCAAAGGAUCAAGUGAGGGUGGUAAUGAGGAAUCUUCGUUUCUGUUUCCAAGAUGUCGUCCAGGAAAACAAUACAAACCAGCAUCGUAUAGUGAUGAUAAUGCUAAGGAUCUGAUUGAUUCCACUUCUAAUAGUGAGAACAAAUCUAAAAACAAACCAACUCAAUAUACAGUAAAUAAGGUGAAUAAUAAAACUGUUUAUGUUCCUCUGCAUGGCAGUGACCAAUCAAAGGAAAUGAAAUUAGCCGAUCAUUUUGACCAAAAAUCGACGAAUCAGGAUCAGACAGAUACUAUUAGUAAACAUGAACAAAUUUCUGUGUUACCUGAAGUUAUAUACAAUGAACAAACUGACACAAGACCUGUCUGCCAUAUACAAAAUCAUAAAACUCAGGGAACCAGAUCAAAACAUAAAGACAUUAAGAAACCAGAUUCUUCUUCCAACUCUGAAAAAGAUCAGGUAUUUAUAAAAGGUCAAGGAGAUUCUGCCCCAAAACGCAAAGUUAAAGUAAAAAGAGAGACAGCAGGACAGCCUCCUUUAUCAGACUAUAAUUAUCCAUUUUCGGAUGGUAUGCCAGACACCUCGGAAUAUGAACACGUGUUUAAAAGGCCUGAGUACAAUAGUACUCUAAGGAUGCGAACAGAACUACAGCAGAUUAAAGACAGUGAAAUUGAUGUAGCAAAAGCUUUAGAGAAGAAAUUACAACUGUCAGAUACUAAGAAAACAGAAAUAACAGAAAAGGCUACAUCAAAAUUGAACACAAAAGACAGUAUGUUUAGUGGAUUGGUGAGCCUGGAGAUUCCUGUGGAGGACUUAUGUAAUCAAGUAGAGCAGAGUAAAUCUAACAAAGUAUCAAGUAAAACAAGUAGACCCAAAUCUCAGACAAUUAGACAUUCCAAUGAACCAGAUUUGAUGGAAUUCUUCACUGCAGAGUUACAAAAAGAACAAGGAGAGUUUUCACUUCCUGGUUUAUCAGCUCCAUCCGAAUCAUUAUCUACAGCUAGUCAUUUUAGAGCUUUUGAUUUAUACCGUCACAACAGAGUCUGGGACAAUAAUAGCUACUUCAGUGUAAAGAAAAAGUGAUAUAAACCAUUUUUAGAGGGAUUUAUAAUAAUUUUUUGUACAAGAUAGUGGACAUUUUAAAUGAUGUUUAGAAUUUACUGUUAGUUCACUAAUUCUUAUAAAGAUUUAAAAGUGGAGUUCUCUGUCAGAGGUUUAAGGGAGCAAAAAAUCCAACAUCCAUUGAAUCCUUUCAUCAGAUAUCCCCUGAAGAUAAUGAAGAUAUUCCAUAUCAUUAAAUUUAAAAGUAUCCUGAAAAGAAAUCCCCCAUUUUCCAAACUUAAAAUGAAAAUAUAUUCUGUACCCCAAAAAUCCUAACAAGGCUUUCAGAUGGUUAUGGUUAAAUUUUAAAAGUCUUAAUAGAAAUUAGUGUAUUUUUCUUUAACAAAUGUUUUUUGCUUGAAAGUUUGAAAACAAAAGUUCUUUGACAAACUCAACAAAUUUCUAUUUUUGAAGAAAAUAAAAGGUACAGUAAUAUUCCCAAUCAGAAUUUAUAUGUACAUGUGUAUGAAAGAAAAGGUUGGUUCUAUUUAUGGAAAAUGAUUUAUCUUUUCUUGGAAAAUUCAGUUUAAAUUUUGCACUAAAGUGCAUCAAAACAGAUCUCCUGAAAUCUAAAUUGAUAAUUUCACAUGACUGUUAAUCCAACAAUUGUAAAUGCAAAAAAAAUAAUUAAAAGUAAACAAUUACAAAAUUUCUACUUUUUCUUCAGAGUUUUAAUUUUGGGCAUAUAUUUAGUUAGCUUUUAAAAGUUACCAAAUGUUUAUAAAAAGCAGCAAAGUAACCAUUUAGAAAAAAAUUGUCAAGAAUGUUCAGUUCAGGUAAAAGGUUUAUUAGCUUCAAGUUUCAUAUAUGUAUAGUGUAGAUUGAAGCUACAUGUAAUCGUAGAAUGAAAAUAUAAAAUGUAUAUACAGUUUAAAAUAUGUUUUGUAGAAAAUAUUAAAAUUUCAAAUACCA
Messenger RNA from Mytilus californianus (California mussel), 2675 nucleotides. RefSeq lists its product as uncharacterized. Gene Ontology annotation, molecular function: phosphatase binding. NCBI's taxonomy places the organism in Eukaryota, Metazoa, Mollusca, Bivalvia, Mytilida, Mytilidae. The transcript is spliced from 4 exons. The record is from RefSeq and is a predicted model, not a curated record. Gene Ontology annotation, biological process: negative regulation of phosphatase activity. Bases 171 to 1745 code for a protein of 524 amino acids.